Cloeon dipterum is the source of this 1467-nucleotide messenger RNA. Its product is annotated as chymotrypsin B-like. NCBI's taxonomy places the organism in Eukaryota, Metazoa, Arthropoda, Insecta, Ephemeroptera, Baetidae. Gene Ontology annotation, molecular function: serine-type endopeptidase activity. The record is from RefSeq and is a predicted model, not a curated record. The transcript has 9 exons. Gene Ontology annotation, biological process: proteolysis. The coding region runs from base 15 to 1325 and encodes 436 amino acids.
AUGAGUUCACGAUUAUGAUGACUGAGAAAAUUCCUAGUGUGGUUUCUCCCCUUUGUUUGUUUAACCGUGACAACACAAUGGACUUGCAACUUCAAAGAGAAUCACCCUACUUCCAAUGGUCACCAUGGAACAGUAAACCCUGUAUCCAAGCAAAUGUGACGGGCCAAAGCAACUGUAGCAGAAUUCUAAACACCACUGAAUUGAGUACACUGGAAAGACAUGAAAUUCCCAUCCAGAAUAUCCUGUGUGUCGAGGAAACCGAUUGGAAAUAUAGUUUUCUGAUCAAUUUCUACAAAGGCCGGUAUUUCUUGAGAGGUGUAAGAUAUGAUUGGAACGACCGUUUUUACAUUGAUAUAUUGCCAUACAUUGACGAGAUCGCAAUGCACGCAAAAGACAUUUCUGCUCUACGCCCAAUUCCGGAAAUAAAACAACCGAAAGGAUUCACCCCGCCAGACAACCUCAGUUUCCCAAACUGCGGAAGCAAACCGACGUCAACAAGAAGGAAACGAGAAAAUGACUAUUCUUCUGAAGAAUUACCACCGAUUAGUAAUAUUUUCGGAGGAAACAUUUCUCAGACAGGCGAUCAUCCUUGGCAUGUUUUCAUUGAGAGUUUAAAAACUGGAGGAGUCUGUGGCGGGACAUUGAUUUCGCCGACAGUAGUUUUGACUGCUGCACAUUGCAUAUUUGGAUCAGAAGCAGAGGACUUCAGAGUUGCUCUUGGGAUGUAUGAUAGAAGACACAGAAGAGCCCCUGGUGUUCAGAGAAGAAAGCCCAGCAGUCUGAUCGUGCACCCGAAAUAUGAAUCUGCGGAAUUCAUUAGCGACGUCGGACUCAUAAUUUUGAAGAAAAAAAUAAAAAUUACUGACAAUGUCCGACCGAUUUGCUUGUGGAACGACGACUCUGACUCUGACUUGGUUCGCGUGGCUGGAACUGAAGCUAUGGUGGUUGGGUUUGGGCUUGCUGACAACUACACGCUGCCAGAUGAGCUGCAAGAGGUUCGACUGCCGAUUAGAACUCACAAAGAGUGCUACUUGUCGAAAAGUAGGUUUUUCGGGAAAUAUUUGAGGCCGGGAGACAACUUUUGCGCCGGCUACACAAAUGGAACGACCACCUGCAACGGGGACAGCGGAGGCAGCCUUUCCGUGGAAAAAGACGACCGCUGGUUCAUCAGGGGCAUCGUCAGCUUUGGAAGGGCGAAAAAAGUGAUGUUAGAGGGCAAAAAUACUUCUUUGUGUCACCCAAAUCAAUAUUCCUUGUUCGCUGAUGUCGCAAGUUACAUGGACUGGAUCGUGGAAAACUCGCCGGAUAUUUCAUUCCGAAGUUAAAUGUUGGGUUUUUAUAAAAAAAAGUUUAGCAAAAGGACAGUAUAGUGAUUCAGUAGAAAAAUGGUAGAUGGACAGCAUAAUCUUUUAUCAAAAUAUUUUUGCAAUGGGGUUUUUAUAUAAUAAAUGGUUAUAAAAAUUUUGA